Salvia hispanica is the source of this 875-nucleotide messenger RNA. RefSeq lists its product as uncharacterized. The record is from RefSeq and is a predicted model, not a curated record. Lineage: Eukaryota; Viridiplantae; Streptophyta; Magnoliopsida; Lamiales; Lamiaceae.
CAAAGGUUCCCCUCAAAAAGUAGUCUCACGCGCCCCCAAUUCAGACUCACUUUCCUUAUCUAGGGUUUUGCAAAAAAGCUCCCAGAAUCCGAUUCAAUAGGUUUAUCGAAUCUGCUUCUCUAUCUUCGUCUCAAUAGUCGCUCAUUAUUCCUUUAAAAAGUUAUAAGCACAGAACACACAGAGAGAGAGAGCGAGCGACAUGGGUAGAGGAAAGUUUAAGGGCAAGCCGACUGGCCGUCGCCAAUUUUCCACCCCCGAGGAGAUGAUUGCUGGUAGUUCUGCUCGUCCCCGCACUUUCAGAAAGGAAGUAGAGGAUGUUGUAGAAGAUGAGACAUCUGAUGUAGAGUCAGAAGAGGAAUCUGAGGGUGAACCUGAAAAAGUGAAAGGUGCUGAGGGCGUCAUUCAAAUUGAAAAUCCCAACCUGGUGAAGCCAAAGAACUUGAAAGCACGUGAUGCAGAUUUUGAUAAAACAACGGAGCUUUCAAGACGUGAAAGAGAGGAGAUUGAGAAACAGAAAGCUCAUGAAAGAUAUAUGAAGCUGCAAGAGCAAGGGAAGACUGAUCAAGCAAAGAAGGAUUUAGAACGUUUGGCUCUUAUUCGACAGCAAAGAGCAGAUGCUGCUAAGAAACGCGAAGAGGAGAAAGCUGCCAAAGAUCAAAAGAAGGUGGAAGGUCGCAAAUAGUUUUGACAUGCUGCAGCUUCAGUAAAUGAUACUGAUUCUAAGCUACUACUAUGGUAUUAUGAUACAGUUUUCAACUUUGAUUCGAACACUAUGUAUUCUACUGUUUUAUUUCUAUCAACUUUGAUCCACAAUAGACAUUCACUUACAUAAUCUGGAAAUACACUAAAUCUGGUGCUACACUUUAUUACUAAUA